AUGGCGCGGUGGAAGCGCCGGCUCCUGGCGGGGGACCUCCGGUACGGCCGCAGAACUGUGGAGGCGGUCGGCCCGCUUCUGGAUCAGUGGGUCGACGUGGCGAGGGGAAGGGUCACCUUCCAUGUGGCGCAGGUGGUCUCCGGGCACGGGUGCUUCGGGGACUACCUGUGCCGCAUAGGCAAAGAGGGCGGCGCUGGCUGCCACCAGUGCGGGGACGCGGCCGACUCGGCGCAGCACGCCUUGUCGGCGUGUCCCGCGCACAACGAGGCGAGGCGGGCGUUGGUGGAGACCAUUCGCCCGUCGGACCUCUCCCUGGGGGCGGUCGUGCGGGUCGCGACCGCCUCCCGGGAAAAUUGGAGGGCGUUCUCCUCCUUCUGCUCCGCGAUCAUGGAGCGGAGGGAGGCGGACGAGAGG
This is a messenger RNA of Monomorium pharaonis (pharaoh ant), 414 nucleotides long. RefSeq lists its product as uncharacterized. The annotation marks the transcript as partial. The transcript has a single exon. NCBI's taxonomy places the organism in Eukaryota, Metazoa, Arthropoda, Insecta, Hymenoptera, Formicidae. The record is from RefSeq and is a predicted model, not a curated record.